AUUUGACCUCGUUGUGUUGUCACCAUUUAAGGGGACGUUUAUCACCAGAACCUAGGCUUUACCAUGAUCACAAUUCCUUCCCGCUCGCCUUGAAAUAAUCCUGAAUUUCGCUGCGCAGGAGAUUAGUCAACACUCUUCCUUUCCAUGUCACACAUACGAUACGGGGGAGGCCGAGGUCAAUACCAGGCCAAGGAAUACAAAAAUCUAUUCACACCCAUUGGCGGCCCCGCCGGAUUACCGAGAUAUGUGAGAUCAAUUUUAGGAAAUUGAAUUGAAUUGGGUUGAAUUGAAUCGAAUCGAAUCGAAUCGAUGCGAUGUCGAUAGAGAGGGUCGUGGGAUUAUUAAUUAUAGCGUUUUUGCUUGGGGCGAAGGUGGAUGCUUCUAUUCAUGCGUAUAACAAUGGCAGAUUUUCUGCGCAGGGGAACUCCUUUUUCUUCUACGGUGGAAGUGAGGGGCUCUACGCCGCCCCUCAAACUGGCAAAGAUGGAGAAGCAAAGGGCAAGUCAUUCAUCAAAUUUGAAUCAAUCAUUUUCACGAGAACUAAGGAUUCUGCUCUUCGUCACCAAGAAAUGGAGCAUAACACAGGACUUAUUGAAGCAAUAGUGUUCGAAAUAAAAGACAGGGAUAAGAUUGGGGGAUCCAUUUCUGUGGGUUCCACUGCCCUUUGCUGUACCCAUGAUCUUGCCAAAGCAGAUGGUUGCACACAGGGGGAAAUUAUUGUGCACCAAUCUGAGGAAGGAGGUUGGCCUAAACGCAUAUCCAUUGUUUUUAGGGGAAAUGAUGUGACUGCAGUGAUGCCACCAAAUUCUAUCACAAUCAAUAAAACUGGCAUGUACAACCUGUAUUUUAUGUUUUGUGAUCCAAAACUUAAAGGCACUGUAAUCAAUGGUAAAACUAUCUGGAAGAAUCCCAUGGGCUAUUUGCCAGGGAGAAUGGCACCCUUCCUGAAAUUUUAUGGCUUCAUGUCAUUGUCUUACCUUAUACUUGGACUCAUUUGGUUUGUUCAGUAUGUUCGUUGUUGGAAAGAUAUAUUGCAGCUUCAGAACUGUAUUACUAUAGUGAUUGCUCUUGGCAUGUGUGAGAUGGCUAUGUGGUAUUUUGAAUAUUCCAACUUCAAUGCAACUGGACACAGACCUAUUGACAUCACUAUCUGGGCAGUCACAUUUGGGUCUAUUAAGAAGACUGUGUCUCGUCUUCUUCUUCUUGUGGUGUCCAUGGGCUAUGGUGUCGUAAGGCCAACACUUGGUGGGCUUACAUCAAAAGUGGUUUUUCUUGGAGCAGUUUACUUUGUUGCUUCGGAAGCACUGGAGCUUGUAGAAAAUGUUGGGAACAUUAAUGAUCUUUCUGGAAAAGCAAGAUUAUUUCUUGUUCUACCAGUUGCUGUUUUGGAUGCUUUCUUUAUUCUAUGGAUCUUCACUUCAUUAUCGAAAACUUUGGAAAAGUUGCAGGCACGGAGAAGCUUUGCAAAGCUUGAGCUUUAUAGAAAGUUUACAAACUUAUUGGCAGUGGCAGUUGUUCUUUCUGUUGCUUGGAUUGGCUAUGAGUUAUAUUUCAAGGCAACAGAUCCCUUCACGGAACGUUGGCAAAAUGCCUGGAUUAUUUCUGCAUUUUGGACAUUUCUUGCAUUUGUACUACUGUGUGUCAUCUGUGCCUUGUGGGCUCCAUCUCAUAAUGCAACACGGAAAGUUAUUUUUGAGCCAUUGUCAAUUUCUUGACAGAUACGCAUACUCGGAAGAAACUGGGGAGGAUUUUGAUGAUGAUGAAGCAGUUGCUCUGACAGCUGGAGAUGUGAAAUCCACUCUUGAUGUUGCAAGCAGAAUAGACAGGAAAGGAAGGGUUGUUAAUACUGAUGUUUUUAAUCUUGCAGAGGAUCUUGAAGAAGAUAAAAGAGAAUAAUUCUUAUUUGUCACACCGUAUGGGCGUUCAAAAUUGGUCUUCAACAAUUGUAACCCACUCAACUAUUUUUCCCUGAAUUAAUGUUCACAUAGAUUUUACAGACAACUCUUUACUUUUUUGUAAAUUACCAUGGAUAAGGAACAUGCAAAGUUUUGUCCUGUUGGGAAUGCUAAAUUGGCAUUUCAAUUUAGUAACGGUUUGUAUUGGUAGACAAGUUUUUGUUAAAUGCUAAGUGGGGUUUCACUUUAA
Molecule: messenger RNA, 2145 nt
Organism: Cryptomeria japonica (Japanese cedar)
Lineage: Eukaryota; Viridiplantae; Streptophyta; Pinopsida; Cupressales; Cupressaceae
Exons: 5
Coding region: 315-1715 (466 amino acids)
Biological process (GO): transport
Cellular component (GO): membrane; Golgi apparatus
Source: RefSeq, a predicted model, not a curated record